Molecule: messenger RNA, 2160 nt
Organism: Dromaius novaehollandiae (emu)
Lineage: Eukaryota; Metazoa; Chordata; Aves; Casuariiformes; Dromaiidae
Gene: ZNF653
Product: zinc finger protein 653
Exons: 9
Coding region: 85-1701 (538 amino acids)
Biological process (GO): regulation of transcription by RNA polymerase II
Cellular component (GO): nucleus
Molecular function (GO): transcription coregulator activity
Source: RefSeq, a predicted model, not a curated record
CGUCGCGACUUCCGGCGCGGGGCGGAAGCGGCGCGCGGCGAUGGCGUCAGCGGCGGCGCGCGGGCGGCGGCGGCCGGGCCGGGCAUGAGCGCGGCGGAGCGGGGCCGCGGCCGCGGCCGGGGUCGGGGCCGGGGGCCGGGGCCGGGCCCGGGCGCGGCGCCGCCGCCCGCCGAGGACGAGGAGGCGGAGGAGGAGGCGGAGGCCGGGGCGGGCGGCGGGCGCAAGGCGCGCGGGCGGCCGCGGCUGACCGAGUCGGACCGGGCGCGGCGGCGGCUCGAGUCCCGCAAGAAGUACGACGUGCGGCGCGUCUACCUGGGCGAGGCGCACGGGCCCUGGGUCGACCUGCGCCGCCGCAGCGGCUGGAGCGACGCCAAGCUGGCGGCCUACCUGCUGGGGCUGGAGCGCGGGCAGCGCGCCGGGCGCCGCGGGAAGCCCUGGGAGCAGAUCCCCAAAAAGCCCAAACGCAAGAAAAGGCGGCGGCGCAACGUGAACUGCCUGAAGAACGCGGUGAUCUGGUACGAGGACCACGGGCACCGGUGCCCCUACGAGCCGCAGCUGGCGGAGCUGGACCCGGCCGUGGGGCUCUACACCACGGCCGUGUGGCAGUGCGAGGCCGGCCACCGCUACUUCCAGGACCUGCACGCGCCCCUGCGGCCCCUCAGCGACUCCGACUCCGACAGCGACGCAGGGCUGGGCGACGGCGGCAGCUCGGCCUCCUCGGACGGCGCCCCGGAGGCAGCGGCGGGGGGGGGGUCGCCGGCCCCGGGGGGGUCGCCGGCGGCGGGGGGGGCGGCCGGGGGGGGGGGCGCGGCGCUGCUGUGCCUGCCGGUGCCGGUGCCGGUGGCGGUGCGGGCCGGGGGGGCGGCGCUGCCGGGGCUGCUCCAGGGCCCCCCCCUGCUCAUCGUGGCCGGAGCCGCCUACGAGGGCCUGGGCCCCGACGGGCUGCAGCUGCCCCUGGAGCUCGGCCCCCCCCCGCCGGGCCCCCCCGGGCCCCCCCCCGCCGCCCCCCCGCCGGACCCCGCCAGCCCCCCCUGCGCCAAGACAGAGCAGGACGGGGCCUUGGGGCUGAAGGAGGAGGAGCCGCCCCCCCCCGCGGCCAUCGGCGCCCCCCCGGAGCCGGCGGCCCCCCCCCCCGAGGAGGCUGACGGCGGCGGCAUGUCGGCCAUCAUCUACGAGAUCCCCAAGGAGCCCGAGCGACGCCGCCGCAGCAAGCGGGGCCGCGGGCCCGACGCCGACGGCCUCCUGGAGAUGUUCCACUGCCCCUACGAGGGCUGCGGCCAGGUCUACGUGGCCCUCAGCAGCUUCCAGAACCACGUCAACCUCGUGCACCGCAAGGGCAAGACCAAAGCGUGCCCCCACCCCGGCUGCGGCAAGAAGUUUUACCUCUCCAACCACCUCCGGCGCCACAUGAUCAUCCACUCGGGCGUCCGCGAGUUCACGUGCGAGACGUGCGGGAAGUCCUUCAAGCGCAAGAACCACCUCGAGGUGCACCGGCGGACCCACACCGGCGAGACCCCCCUCCAGUGCGAGGUGUGCGGGUACCGGUGCCGGCAGCGCGCCUCGCUCACGUGGCACAUGCAGAAGCACGGGGCGCCGGCCCGCUACCGCUUCCCCUGCGAGCGCUGCGGCAAGCGCUUCGAGCGCCUCGACAGCGUCAAGUUCCACGCCCUCAAGAGCCACCCCGAGCCCCGCGGCACCUGACCGGCCCCCCGGGACCCCCCCGGCCCUACGGGACCCCCCCGGCACCCAUGGGACCCCCAGGACCCCCCCCCCCGCGGCGAGCGCUUCGAGCGCCUCGACAGCGUCAAGUUCCACGCCCUCAAGAGCCACCCCGAGCCCCGCGGCACCUGACCGGCCCCCCGGGACCCCCCCGGCCCCGCGGCACCCCCCCAGCACCCAUGGGACCCCCAGGACCCCCCCCCGUGGCGAGCGCUUCGAGCGCCUCGACAGCGUCAAGUUCCACGCGCUCAAGAGCCACCCCGAGCCCCGCGGCACCUGACCGGCCCCCCCGGGACCCCCCCGGCCCCGCGGCACCCCCCCGGCACCCAUGGGACCCCCAGGACCCCCACCCGCAGCGAGCGCUUCGAGCGCCUCGACAGCGUCAAGUACCACGCCCUCAAGAGCCCCCCGAGCCCCGCGGCACCUGACCGGCCCCCCGGG